AGAAGCGGAGUUUUCGAAGUCCGCUCAGUUGUUCGAUGUCUUAUUUGCCGCUAACUUGUAAUACAUUUACAAAAUGCGCUUUAAGCAUACUUUCCAGAACAAAGACUAUUUUCAGAGGAGCAAUUAUACCACCGUAUCAGAAUAAUAAUAAGCGCGUAAGAUAUUUUAUGUUUACAAGUAGAACCAGGUUCCAGAUUAACCCAGAGCACGAAUUUAGUCUGAGAAAUUUACCUCAUCAUCAAGUCAAAGUUCAACAGAAAACGACAUUCUGUUACAACGCUCGUCUCCUUUUCCAAAGGAGAGAUAUGGCAUCCAGUUUGCAAUCAAAAACGACUCACUUCAAUAAGCUUAGUGAGGAGAGAUCACCAUACCUUCUGCAGCAUUCAACAAACCCUGUUCAUUGGUAUCCAUGGGGAGAGGAAGCUAUCAAUAAGGCCAAAGCAGAAGACAAGCCUAUAUUUCUGUCAAUUGGCUACUCAACUUGCCACUGGUGCCAUGUAAUGGAGCGUGAAUCUUUUGAGAAUGAAGAGAUUGCAGAAAUCCUCAACAAAUAUUACAUCAGCAUCAAAGUAGACAGAGAAGAGAGACCUGAUGUAGACAGGGUUUAUAUGACCUUUGUCCAGGCCACAACUGGCAGUGGAGGCUGGCCAUUGAGUGUCUGGCUGACUCCUUGCCUUAAGCCUAUAUUUGGAGGGACCUACUUUCCACCUGAUAACCGCUAUUACAACCGCCCAGGUUUCAAGACUUUACUCCUCCUAACUGCUGAUAAGUGGCAAAGAUCAAGAAAAGAAAUCGAAGAUAAGGGCACUGCCAUAGUGGAUGCACUUGAGCAAGGAACCCAAAUAUUAAAGCACGAGCAUGAAGAUUUACCAACAAUUAAAGCCAUUUACCAUUUGUAUGAAAUGUUGGAAAAGGUUUAUGAUGAGAAAUAUGGAGGAUUUGGAAAAGCUCCUAAAUUCCCUCAACCAGUGAAUUUCAACGCUUUGCUGAGAUUUUAUAACAUGGAGCGAGAGACCGAGUAUGGCAAAAAGGCUUUAAAUAUGUGUCUGCACACCUUGAGAAUGAUAGCAAAAGGUGGAAUCCAUGACCACAUUGGACAGGGAUUUCACAGAUAUUCAACAGACAGAAUAUGGCAUGUUCCUCACUUUGAAAAGAUGCUGUAUGAUCAAGCACAAUUAGUCAUCUCCUACUUAGAUGCCUAUCAGAUAACCAAAGAAGAGGUGUUUGCCAAGUCAGCAAGAGAUAUUUUUGAAUACGUUAACAGAGACCUCAGUCAUCCUGAAGGAGGAUUCUACAGUGCUGAAGAUGCAGAUUCACUGCUGACAGCAGAUUCCGAGGAGAAAAAAGAAGGGGCUUUCUAUGUUUGGGAAUGGGAUGAGUUGCACUCUCUUCUAAAGGACAGAGUUAGUGGAGCUGACAGUCCUUUGCUGGCUGAAGUUUUCUGUCAUCAUUAUGGCUGUGAGAAGAAGGGGAACGUGGAUCCAUUGCAGGAUCCUCAUGAAGAGCUUAUACACAAAAAUGUGCUGAUUGUGAGAGGAAGUGUGCAGGAAACAGCCGUCAAAUUUGGGAUGGAUGAAGAGAAAGUAAAUACAGCACUGGCCAAAUGUCACCAGAUUCUUUACCAGGAAAGACAGAGGAGGCCUAGACCUCAUCUUGAUGACAAAAUGGUAGCUGCGUGGAAUGGAUUAAUGGUGUCAGGGAUGGCACGUGGUGGUCAGGUGCUUGGAGAUGCAACAUUAACAGCACAUGCUAUAAAGGCAGCUGAGUUUCUGAAAACUUACCUCUUUAUAGAGGAAAGCAACACACUCUUGCGUAGCUGUUAUGCAGGCAUGGAGGGUAUAGUUACUCAGCUGAAGAGACCCAUUGAAGGGUUUGCUGAUGACUAUGCCUUUGUGAUUCGGGGCUUGCUGGACCUUUUUGAGUGCAGUCAGGAAAUUCAAUGGCUUCAGUUGGCAGAGAGACUACAGUUUCGACAGGAUGAACUUUUCUGGGAUGAGGAAGGAGGCGGCUACUAUAAUAGUCAGAGCAAAGAUCCAUCUAUAGUCAUCAGGAUGAAGGAAGACCAAGAUGGUGCAGAACCGAGCCCUAAUUCUGUGGCGUGCAUGAACUUGCUCCGUCUGUCAAACCUUUUGGACAAUCCAAGCAUGCAGGAAAAGGCUGUCUGCAUCCUUAGGCUUUUCUCACACCACCUUGACACUGUUCCUGUUGCUGUUCCUGAGCUAGUUAGCUGUCUCACUUUUUAUUUACGCUCACCCAAACAGAUAAUUAUUGUGGGUCCUAGUGAAGGAGAAGACACCAAGGAAAUGCUACAUGCUGUUCACAGUCGGUUUAUCCCAAACAAAAUAUUAGUUGUGACUGAUGGUAUAGCUAAAAACUGUCUGCAUGGGAAACUUGGGCUGUCCACGAUUGAUGGGAAAGCAACAGCCUAUGUAUGUGAAAACUUUGCUUGUGCUUCCCCAACAAACUCUCUUCAGGACUUUGAGAAACAACUAGACUUUUGUUGAAAAUUUGUAGUGAUGAAUCUUGGUGUGGGUGAUGAACAAAUUGGUAGAAUGGAUGCUUCUGAAAGUGUCAAGCUGAAACAGUGGACAUGGCACAGUUGUGAGAACGAGGGUGACCAAAAUAAAUAUUUUACAGUCAGCUGGAAAAGUAAGCGGGAAUAUUGAGUGUGGCUAAAUGCUACACUAUUUUUGGACAGGGGGGUGGAUCUACUGAAAGUCUGGCCUUAUUGUUGUAUCAUUUUAAUAUCUUUGUCAUAUUAACCUAACCCAAAUAAGUGACCAUUCAGCAAAUUUGUGAUGCUUGUCAUGUACAAUUUUUUAUAUUAUUAUCUUAGUCAUAGUAAGACAACUAGUUAAGACGUCAGUUCAGCUUUUAUAACAACUAUGCUAUAGUGGUCUGCUUCUAAGAGUUUUUGAUCAUAGAAAGCAGUCUGCUGCAUGUAUGUGUAUCAGUUUAUGCAUGGAUAUGGACAAGCACUUAAUGCUAGGUCAAAGAUCAGAGGAAGACACUAAACUAAAUGAUCACAGAGGACACAGUGGAUAGAGGAGCUAUGCAGUGUAACAUGUCAGGCCCAAUGAAGACAUGGAGUUUUGUUGCAAGCAUAUUGUACAUAUAGAGAAUGCAAGAUUAAAACAUAUCCAGCGAAGUAAAACUUAUUAAUUUGCUUCUUAUUCAAAUUAAGAGGAAUGCUAAAUUUUGGAAGUCAGUUGUUACCGUGUUGCAAUGAAAUAAAACCUGUAGAAUAUGCAAAAAUCAUAUCUCAAGGCUUAACAAAACAGGAAGUUAAAAAUAAAAGUCUCUGCCUUCAAGUCAGAGUUGCUAGCUGAGCUGAAAGAAUUAAGCCAAUGAAAAUCUCCCGGGGAAACCUUUUUAAAAAUAUGUUCCAAGUCUCAUUUUCUUUCUGUGGUGGAAAAUUGUUGCCUUGCAGACGUUAUUUCCAUUUUUCGUUGAUGAUUUUCGCCGUGAGCAAAUCACAGCCCAUCAUAGGUGUGUGUGUGUAUCUCAGUAGGAUGGACCACCAUACACACCUAUGCAGGCUGUCAUGAAUAAAAGUGUCUCUUUAUGGGCCAACGUUUGAUUAGUUUUAUUAAUUCAUACCUGCGCUUCUGGACGGCAAAGAUUUUUCUAUGCAAUGACAAGAUUAAAAAGUAAAAACCUG
This is a messenger RNA of Pomacea canaliculata, 3661 nucleotides long. RefSeq names its product spermatogenesis-associated protein 20-like. The transcript has 14 exons. Gene Ontology annotation, biological process: carbohydrate metabolic process. The record is from RefSeq and is a predicted model, not a curated record. Bases 36 to 2504 code for a protein of 822 amino acids. NCBI's taxonomy places the organism in Eukaryota, Metazoa, Mollusca, Gastropoda, Architaenioglossa, Ampullariidae.